Colletotrichum phormii is the source of this 1482-nucleotide messenger RNA. Its product is annotated as NAD-dependent aldehyde dehydrogenase. The transcript is spliced from 2 exons. Gene Ontology annotation, molecular function: succinate-semialdehyde dehydrogenase (NAD+) activity. Lineage: Eukaryota; Fungi; Ascomycota; Sordariomycetes; Glomerellales; Glomerellaceae. The record is from RefSeq and is a predicted model, not a curated record. Bases 1 to 1482 code for a protein of 493 amino acids. Gene Ontology annotation, cellular component: cytoplasm. Gene Ontology annotation, biological process: GABA catabolic process.
AUGUCUUCCCUCGCAUCUUCCUUGAAAGACCCUAGUCUCUUUGUCCAGAAGUCGUACAUCAAAGGGCAAUGGUCGCUGUCAGACUCUGGUAACACCUUUCCGGUCACCAACCCGGCAACAGAGGAACUCAUCGGAACAUGUCCUGAGUCAACCAUUGGCGACUUGGACAACGCCAUCGACGCCGCAGCCAAAGCAUUCCCGGAAUGGAAAGCAUUAUCCGGCCGCCAAAGGAGCCGCAUCAUCGGACGCAUCUUUGACCUCUUAGUUGACAACAAGGAAGACCUUGGCAGGAUCAUCACCGCCAAAAAUGGCAAAGCCAAGGGAGACGCUGAGGGCGAGGUGAUGUUUGGGGCAAGCUUCUUCGAGUGGUAUGGCGAAGAGGCCGCCCGCAUCUACGGAGACAUCAUUCCCCACAGCAACCCAACUUACAGGACCCGCGUCGUCAAAGAGCCCGUCGGCGUCUGUGGCUUGAUCGUACCUUGGAACUUCCCUCUUGCGAUGGGCGCCCGCAAGGUCUCAGCAGCUCUAGCAGCCGGAUGCACUGUGGUCAUGAAGUCUGAUGGACUUACACCUUUCUCUUCAAACGCACUAGCUGUGCUAUGCGAGAGAGCCGGCGUACCUCCCGGAGUCUUUAACGUCGUCACGGCAUUGGAAAACACACCUCAGCUUGGACUUGCAUUGUGUGAGUCAGACAUCGUGAAGAAGAUCUCUUUCACGGGUUCGACCCGAGUUGGCAAGUUGUUAAUGCAACAGUCAAGCAGCACUCUCAAGAAGUUGAGUCUCGAGCUAGGAGGCAAUGCACCCUUCAUCGUGUUCGAUGAUGCAGACAUGGAAAUUGCAAUCUCAAGCGUGCUUGUCUCCAAAUUCAAAGUUACUGGCCAGACAUGCGUGUGCGCCAACCGGAUCUUCGUGCAGGAGGGCAUCUAUGAUAGGUUCAGCCAGAGGCUAGUGGAGGAAGUCAGAAAGUUCCGUGUUGGCAACGGCACCGACUCAUCGGUUACUCAUGGACCUUUGACCAAUGGUGUUGGCAAGGUAGAGGAGCAUAUCAAAGACGCCAUCUCCAAGAACGCAAAGGUCUUGCUGGGCGGCAACCGGCUACCAUCAGCCGGCAAGAACUUCCACGAGCUCACCAUUCUCGGGGAUGUCGACGACUCUAUGAAAGUGACACAGGAAGAGACAUUUGGCCCCCUUGCGGCAUUGACGAAGUUCUCCACAGAAAAGGAGGUCAUCGAGUGGGCCAAUAAGUCUGAAGUCGGACUAGCGUCCUAUGUCAUCACGAACGACCUGGCUAGAUCAACUCGGGUAUCAGAACUUCUGGAGUUUGGAAUGGUUGCCAUCAACACUGGUGUCAUCUCAGACGCUUCUGCGCCAUUCGGAGGCGUCAAGCAUUCCGGCUUUGGCCGUGAAGGCAGCAGAUAUGGUCUUGAAGACUACUUGACGAUCAAGAUGAUUGUGACCGGCGGCAUUAGCACGCGUUUGUAG